UUAUCUUCUCUCUGUACCUCUUGUUUGAUCAAAUCUGCCCCUUCCAUUCUUUAUAUAAACUCUCCUUCUUGUCCACAAGAAGUACGGAGAGAGAGACACAGAGAGAAUUAACAACAAUGGAAGACAAUGAUGCAUGUAUCCAUGGCUGCCCUCAUUGCCAGCAUACGCCGUCAUUUUACUACUUCUCUACCUGUUCUUCUCCUCCCCAACAUAUCCCAAACUGUUCUUUUUUCCAUGAUCAUGAUGUCCUUACAUUCCCUUGUUCUUCUACAUGCCAACAUAAAUGCCCAUCACCACGGCCACCUGUUAAAGCCGAAGAGAUCACACCACCCCUCAAGGUACGGCGGACCAAAGAAGAUAUAAUUAAGGAGACUACAAAAGAAUAUCGAGAAAAACAGCCUACGGUGCAGUCCAGGCUCCCUGAAAUAGACGAGGAAGAUCCAUGUUGGAGUGAUCUAAGUCUUUAUAUCACAGCACUUCAGCAUAGCCUAGUGAUAACUUGGACUUCUAUGAUCAGUCCCUACAUGCUAGCGGCGGUGAUGGGUGGUGGAAAUGUGGGGAAGGCCGAGGCAAUCCAGAGUUCGCUCUUUACAGCGGCCAUAAGCACAAUCUUGCAGUAUAAAUGGGGUUCUCAGCUUCCUGUGAUGAUGAAAACAUCCGACGCCUUCAUAAGCACUGCCAUCUCCAUUGCUAUAUCAACUAACAAUAAAUAUAGUGCCACACUUCUUCCACGUCAGAGGUUUAAACUAUCCAUGAGACGCAUACAAGGAGCAAGUAUUAUUGCGUCCUUGCUCCAAAUCAUCAUUGGUUUCUCUGGUGCGGGGGUGCUCUUUGCAAGUCGUAUUGCUAUUGUCGCUUCUAUUCCUCUUGUUACUGUCACCGGAGUUGGGUUGUAUCAACGUGGAUUCCCAAAGUUGAAGAAGUGUAUUGAAAUUGGACUCCCAGCAAUAUUUAUUGUGAUUUUCUCAACCCAGGUGUUUUCCCGUUUUUGGAAAUCAGAAAAUAGCAUUGCUAGGCGAUUUGCAGUCACAUUAUCGGUGGCAUUUAUAUGGACUAUUUCAGAAAUUGUGACUGUUUCUGGCAAAUUCGAUAAUGCUUCUCAAGAAAAACAAACCAACUGUCGUACUGAUCGUUCUGGACUCAUUGCUGCUGCACCUUGGAUAAAUAUACAAUUGAUCCAUCCAUUUCAAUGGGGAAAUCCCACUUUUGAAGUUCGUGAUGCUUUUUUAAUGAUGGUCGCUUCUAUUGUUGCUACCAUAGAGUCUAUUGCUACAUUUUCUGCCGCAGCAAGACAUAGCAAAGACGUUCGUGCAUCCCCUCCUACACCCGAUCAUUCAACUUCUGAUGAUGAAAGUUCUUAUCGCUCAAAAGGAUUAGAGAGUGCCCUGCCCAUUGUACCUUUUGUACUGCGUAAUGCAAUCGGGUUUCAGGGAAUUGGAACUUUUAUUGAUGCAGUGUUUGGUAUGGGACUUGGCUCCAUUGCUUCAACUGAACAUGUAGGUUUAUUGGGAUUAACAAAGCGAGUCAGCCCAAGGAUUGUGCUUGUAGCAGCAAUUUUUCUGCUUGUAUUUUCUAUGAUAGGAAAACUUGCGGUUAUUCUCGCUUCUAUACCCUUGCCAAUUGUUGCAGUUCUGUAUAUUGUAUUCUUUCCCUAUGUGGUUUCAACUGGUCUUGAAGAUAUCAAUUACUGCGAUUUGAAUAGAUUCAGGCCAAGGUUCAUUCUAGGGUUUGCUCUCUUUGCGGGUGUCUCCAUCAAUAACUACGACAGUGCAUAUGAUGUAUUUUCUGGUCAACCCCUUCCUAAUAACUCCUCCUGGUUCAAUGACUUAUUGCAAGUGAUUGCCUCAUCCCCACCAACAAUUGCAAGUGUAUUAGCCAUCAUUUUUGACGUUUUGAUGGCUAAACCCUCCAUAGAAGAAGGGAAAGAGGCUAAAGAAACACUGAAGAAGCCAGAGGAGGUGCUGCGAGUGGAGGUGGUGCGAUUGAGACCUCUAGCAGAUGAUUUGAGGUCUUUAAUUGAUAAAAAUCAUUCAGCGGGUUCUCUCUUUGGGAAACUGUUCUCGCAAAAACAUUGA
Molecule: messenger RNA, 2075 nt
Organism: Hevea brasiliensis (rubber tree)
Lineage: Eukaryota; Viridiplantae; Streptophyta; Magnoliopsida; Malpighiales; Euphorbiaceae
Product: nucleobase-ascorbate transporter 4-like
Exons: 15
Coding region: 117-2075 (652 amino acids)
Biological process (GO): transmembrane transport
Cellular component (GO): membrane
Molecular function (GO): transmembrane transporter activity
Source: RefSeq, a predicted model, not a curated record